AUGAAGAACAAUUCACUAACCCUAUUUCCACUACUACCCCUCAUCUUACUAAUCCUCCCCAAACCAUCAUUCCCUCAAACCCUACCCCAAACCCAAUUCCCAAACCCUAGACUCUUCAAUGCCUACAUAGCCCUCCAAGCUUGGAAACACGCCAUCACGGCGGAUCCCCUAAACUUCACGUCCAACUGGCAUGGAUGCCACGUGUGCAACUACACCGGAAUCUACUGCGCUCCGGCCCCAGACGACCCUCGGACCACAACUGUAGCUGGAGUUGACCUAAACCACGCGUCCCUCUCUGGCUGGCUCCCGCCAGAUCUUGGCCUUUUGACUGAUCUCGCCCUUUUCCACCUCAACUCAAAUCAUUUCACAGGCACCGUCCCAUACACAUUUUCAAACCUCCGACAUUUGUACGAACUCGAUUUGAGCAACAAUUUAUUCUCCGGGGAAUUCCCCCAAGUUUUUCUCUCUCUACCCUCACUAAAAUUCCUCGAUAUCCGGUUCAAUCAAUUCCAGGGCAAUGUCCCUUCAGGUCUGUUCGACCUGAAGCUGGACGCCCUUUUUAUAAACAAUAAUAAUUUUCAACUCGCUUUACCGACCAGUUUAGGAAACUCCACUGUGUCCGUCUUAGUCCUCGCUAACAACAACUUCCAGAGCUCGUGUUUGCCAACCGGGAUCGGGAAUAUGGCGGGAACUCUGCAAGAGAUUGUGCUGACGAACGCGGGUUUGGGAGGGUGCUUGCCGGACGAGGUGGGUCUGUUGACCCAGUUGACCGUUUUCGACGUGAGCUUCAAUAAUUUGAUCGGGAGUUUGCCGGAGUCGAUGGGGAAGAUGAGGGGGCUCGAGCAGCUGAACGUGGCCGGCAACAGGCUUUCUGGAAAGAUUCCAGAGAGCAUUUGCAUGUUGCCGAGGCUCGAAAAUUUUACCUACUCGGGUAAUUAUUUUUGUGGGGAGCCGAGUUCUUGUUUGAAGCUUCGGAAUAAGGAUGAUUCGAGGAAUUGUAUACCUUACAGGCCGAGGCAGAGGAUUUUCUUGAAAAUAAACAUUCGUGGCUGUAUUUGA
Messenger RNA from Striga asiatica, 1059 nucleotides. NCBI's taxonomy places the organism in Eukaryota, Viridiplantae, Streptophyta, Magnoliopsida, Lamiales, Orobanchaceae. The record is from the annotation of a GenBank genome assembly.